Messenger RNA from Bicyclus anynana (squinting bush brown), 1627 nucleotides. Its product is annotated as zinc finger protein OZF. Gene Ontology annotation, cellular component: nucleus. The transcript is spliced from 9 exons. The record is from RefSeq and is a predicted model, not a curated record. The coding region runs from base 98 to 1216 and encodes 372 amino acids. Gene Ontology annotation, molecular function: zinc ion binding; DNA-binding transcription factor activity, RNA polymerase II-specific; RNA polymerase II transcription regulatory region sequence-specific DNA binding. Gene Ontology annotation, biological process: regulation of transcription by RNA polymerase II. NCBI's taxonomy places the organism in Eukaryota, Metazoa, Arthropoda, Insecta, Lepidoptera, Nymphalidae.
UAUUCCUGAGUAAAUAUGUUCCUUGAUUCAACUGUAUUGUUUGUAUUUUUAUUUUGUAUUCAAUUUAAGUUAAAUAAUUUUAAAAUCUAAAAAUAAAAUGAAUAAACUAUGUAGAAUAUGUUUAGAGGAAGGAAUGUUAACGUCAAUAUUUACCAAAAGUUACAAUUUGGGCCUGUGGGAAAUGAUAGAAUACUGCAGCAAUGUUAAGAUAAACAAAAAUGAUGGCUUACCAGAACAAAUAUGCAGCAAUUGUAUAUACAAAUUGGGGAUAUCAUACCACUUCAAACAAUCAUGUGAAAGUUCAGAUGUUCGUCUGCGACAGUAUCUAGGACUCAGCAUUCCAAGCAAAGUUAAUCAUGUUAUGGUCAUGACUGAUCCUAUAGUCAUGCCGGUUAUGACACAACCCAGAUUAGUAAAAAAUUGUAAAAAAUGUCAACCGGUUCCCAAAAAAAGUUCUUCCAGUUACAAAAAGAAACCCGAAUCAGAGAAAUUAAAGAGGGGCCCAAAGCCAAAACCCAAGAAAGACUAUAUCUGUAAUGAAUGCACUAAGGAAUUUCGUUGCCAAGCACAGUUAGAAAUGCAUGUAAGAACCCAUACUGGAGAUAAGCCGUUUGUAUGUGAAUAUUGUCCACGACGAUUUUCUCAAAAGCACAACCUGACGAUACAUCUGAGAGUGCACACUGGUGAAAAGCCCUUCCAAUGUGACUUUUGUAGUAAAAGAUUUUCAGCUCAAGGAAAUUUACAAGCUCAUGUAAAAAUUCAUACUGGACAAAAAGAUCAUGUCUGUUCAUUAUGUAGCAAAUCCUUCAUUACAUCCAGUGAAUUAACAAGGCAUAUACAGAAGCACAGAGGAGUGAGGAGUUAUAAAUGUGACAUUUGCCCAUCCGCAUACAUUCACCAAAGAGAUCUUAAAUUACACAAAAUAAGGAAACAUCAAAAUUCUGAUACUUCUGAAGUGCAGAAAAAAUUUAAUGCCAACAAAAACAUAGACAUAAUUAAUAUAGAAGAAAGCAAAAAUGUUACUGUACCACCAAAAGACCAUAAUUAUACUAGCAAUAAAAGUGCACAAGAAGAAAAUCUUUUAAUGGGAAAUCAUACAAUUUUCAAUCCUGAAUCAAAUAAAAUGAAUGAACCAUAUGUUUGUUCAAAUUGUGGUGAAAUAUUUCACUGUACGAGUGCAUUGGCACAACACUACUUAGUUCACCAUAAAGUUUAAGAUGCCUUUCAACAUAAUGAGAUAUUGUCAUAGUGAUGAGAUAACAUAGUGAGACAUAAUGAGACAGAUAUUGUCAUAGUGAUGUCUAGUACCUUAAAGGCAAAUAAUAUUGCCUCAGUUCAUUCACUCCCUUAAAGGAAUUUUGAAAAGAAAUUAGUCAAAACACUAUUUUUGAUUAAAAAAAAAAUUGUAAUAUAGGAAAUGUCAGUCGGGGUCGCAGAGUUCAAUAUUCAACUUUAAUUAUAAUUGAUUAACAUGAGAAUCGUUCCCCAGAUUUAUACUAAUACUCUUUAAUAAAGACUGAAAGCUGUAAAUAAAUACUUUUAAAUCCAUCAGUUAAAAUUAGAUUAUUUUUUAGGAAGAAUGUAAUAAUUGAUAGUGAGAAUAGUAAAAUAUUUAUGUUCAAGAAAA